UUCUGUGACGUCAGAGCAGUCUGCUGCUAGCAGCAGGUCAAGAAAGAUGGCGUCGGAUGAGAGCAGGUUGAAGCAGCGGAAUCACAAAAACAGCAUCUUCUCAGAAGGUGGCCACGGGUUUAAAUCAGACACAUCCCCGAUGAGGGAGGAGCAAGACGACCUGCUGGAGGUGGAGGAGCUGGGUGUGGCCCGGCCGGUGCAGAUCGUGGUGGCGGAUGAGGAGGAGCACUCGUUCUCGCUGCAGGAGGAGGCACUGGAGCGGCUGCUGCUGCAGGAGGAGGUGCGCGACCUCAACGUGGUCGUCGUCUCCGUGGCCGGAGCUUUCCGCAAGGGCAAGUCCUUCCUGCUGGACUUCAUGCUGCGCUUCAUGUACAAACAGUCGGCUUCGUGGGUCGGCAGCGAGGAGGAGCCUCUGACUGGCUUCACCUGGCGAGGCGGCUGUGAGAGGGAGACCACGGGCAUCCUGGCCUGGAGCGAGGUGUUCGUGGUGGAGAAACCAGACGGCUGCAAGGUUGCAGUUCUACUAAUCGACACACAGGGAGCGUUUGACAGCCAGUCGACCAUCAAAGACUGCGCCACACUGUUCGCCCUGAGCACCAUGACCAGCUCUGUCCAGGUGUACAACUUGUCCCAGAAUGUCCAGGAAGACGACCUGCAGCACCUCCAGCUCUUCACGGAGUACGGGCGACUGGCCAUGGAGGAAGUCUAUGAGAAACCCUUUCAGAGUCUGAUGUUCUUGAUCAGAGACUGGAGUUACCCCUACGAGCAUCCGUACGGCCUGGAGGGAGGACACAGCUUCCUGGAGAAGCGUCUGCAGGUGAAGCAGAACCAACACGAGGAGCUGCAGAACGUGAGGAAACACAUCCACUCCUGCUUCUCCAACAUCGGCUGCUUCCUGCUGCCUCACCCGGGCCUCAAGGUGGCCACCAACCCGCACUUUGACGGACGUCUCCGAGAUAUCGAUGAGGAGUUUAAGAAGGAGCUGGUGAACCUCGUCCCGACGCUGCUCUCUCCAGAGAACCUGGUGGAAAAAGAGAUCGGAGGCGUGAAGAUCACCUGCAGAGAGCUGCUGCACUACUUCAAGGCGUACAUGAAGAUCUACCAGGGAGAGGAGCUUCCUCACCCCAAGUCCAUGCUGCAGGCAACAGCUGAAGCUAAUAACCUUGCAGCUGUAGCAGGAGCCAAAGACUUGUACAACAAAAGCAUGGAGCAGGUCUGCGGCGGAGACAAACCCUACAUGUCCCCGGUGGAGCUGGAGCGCCGGCACUUGGAGCUGCGGCAGGCGUCGGUGAAACACUUCCGCUCCGUUAAAAAGAUGGGCGGCGAGGAUUUCUGCCGGCGCUACCAGGAGCAGCUGGAGGCUGAGCUCGACGAGAAGUACGUCAACUUCAGCAAGCACAACGACGGGAAGAACAUCUUCUUCGCCGCUCGGACGCCCGCCACGCUGUUCGCCGUCAUGUUCGUCAUGUACGUGGUGUCUAUGGUCACGGGCUUUGUGGGCAUCAACUCUGUGGCCGCGCUGUGUAACCUGGUGAUGGGCGUGGCUCUGACGGCGCUGUGCAUCUGGGCUUACGUCAAAUACUCUGGGGAGUUCCGCGAGGUCGGAGGGAUUAUAGACCGGGUGGCUGAAACCCUCUGGGAACAGAGGACUCCACGAAAGGUUUUCUCCAAACUCUUCGAAGUGGCUCGGAGUCGAGUCCCGUUAGGAAGCCUGAUCCCCGCGCCGCGGCCCCGGCUCGCCUCGAACAACAACGUGAAGAAGAAAAACUAGCAGCCCGCCAUCUUGUUCCCGCCAUGUUUAUUCUCCCUCUUCCUCACUCUUUGCUCGGUUUUGAAACCACGUUUUCUUUAGUACAGUUUGAGACGUGUAAAUGAGUUUUCGUUCUCGGACUGUAGAUAAAGGUUCCUCGCCGAGCUGGCUGUAGGUUUUAAGGACUCGCUGUAGACCCGGAUGAAGCAGUGUGAUGUAUUUUAUUAUUUGUCAGUGGGCGGGGUUACGGUAUUUAUUGUUGGGAAGGGCCAUUAUUCUCCAGAGUGUCUCAACAUUUAUGAUUCCCAUUUAUGUGACUGUAUGAAUGAAGCGCAUGACCACAGACCCUCCUCAUGGUUCCCCUCCUCUCCUCCUUCCUGUCGUCUCCGUCAGGUUGGUUUCUGUCGCUGGUCGGCGUCACGAGGAGGAGUCACGACCAAAAGUUUACAGCUUUACUCGUAGAGGCUCUCAGACCGAGCGGACUGACUCGAUGUUUUUAGGACGGUUCGGUUUCGGGGGAAAUUUUUACAGUUUUUCCGACUUACACAAACUCAUGGGUGUGCUUCUGCUGAAGGUGUUGGACAUGAACUCAGAGGUCACGUCCAGCUGCGAGGACGUCUUAACGCUGCAAACUUUUAUGUCCGAUUAGAGGAACAACAAAUAAACACUUGAGCGAGGAGAUUUAGUUCUCCACCACAUAUCUGUGGUAAAUAUUCAGUCGGCACUUCCUGGAGCUUUCGACCGUCGAGUCUUUCUCAGUGACGUGAACCUCCAGUACGGCCAUGUAAUCGAAAGCUCAUAGUAAAAGUUAUCUUCGUGGUUCAUGAGUGUUUUCAAACCAGUUUCUGCUGCUGUGGGACAGGAAGUGGGACAGGAAGUGGCUCCACGGGAGCUGAACGGUGUUGGCUCCUGCAGACGGUCACUAAACAUCCAUGAGUUUGUCUGAAAGUAAAACUGUAAGUAAAAUAAACUAAAUGUCCCCCAAAAACCUUCUGACGCAAAACAAGAGCCAGCUAAAUGUUGACUUGAUUACUUUAUCUUGAUUGCUCGUUAUUUUCAGAUUAACAAAGACGUGAUCAUGACUUUCAGUAUUAAACCGAUCGUGUUUUUAGUUCCUUUGUUAAAGGUCAUAGUUCAGGGAGGUGCUCGGAUGGAUCUCAUGUCUGGAGUCAGGAGCGAUUAGGAACUAUCUCCUGACGACGACAGGUAAUCCUUCCACCACGGCUCCAUUUACUUAACGUACAAACAUGGGAUUAAUAUUAAUCUCUAAUACUAUGAACCAUUCCUUGAAUCUUGAAUGAUCUCUGGAUUAUUAUUUUGGGAUAUCAGGUUUUUAAGUCUUUCACCUGGUAGUUCACGAUGAUGAUCCUCAGUCCUCUUGAUCUGACUGCCAGUUCCACAGAAUAAAGCUUUUUUUUAAAUGUGUUCCUCCAGUUCAGCAGAGACCUUGUAGAUAAUAUUUAAUUCUGUUAUUUAACUCUCGUUAUUCCUCCUCGUCAUCUUCAUAUCUGAAGGACUGAAUCACCUCGUCUUGUGUUAAAGCACCAGAAGUUAAAACUCUAAAUCAUUUCAUCCCCCACAUGUAACAUGAGCACUUUGUUCGGCGUCAGUGUUUCCGAUUUUUAAAGCCAAACUCCCGUGCAUCGGAUGACUGAAGGUUCGACCUCAUCACGUUUAUUUUAAUCAUCAUUCCAUCCACAUCAUCACCACUGUGUGCUUUUUGUUUGUUUUUGUACAGUUGAGUUUUUUACAGCCUCAUCCACACAUAGGGCAUGUGUAUGAAUAUAUACAUAUAUAAAUAUAAAUUUUCUAGACCUUUUUGUAGCUGUAAGAACAACGGUUUGGGUGGUAGACCAGAUUCAGCUCACUGGAUGUAAAGGAAUGCUUUCGUGAUUUGUGGAUAUGUCUAAUAAAUUCCUUUUUUAUAUAUAUAUUUGUAAAUUUAAUCUUACACGAGCACUGAGAUUCCACCCCCUGCUGGCAAAGAAUGUUUAUAAUCUGGAUUUUCUUCUUUUCUUUACUUUUCUUUUGUCUUCUGUUGCAUUUUAAAGUUAUUUUCGUUAAUUUAUUUUUCAAUACAAUAUUAAACCAAACUCCUACAACACA
Messenger RNA from Cottoperca gobio, 3856 nucleotides. RefSeq names its product atlastin-2. Gene Ontology annotation, molecular function: GTPase activity; GTP binding. Bases 47 to 1771 code for a protein of 574 amino acids. NCBI's taxonomy places the organism in Eukaryota, Metazoa, Chordata, Actinopteri, Perciformes, Bovichtidae. The transcript has 14 exons. The record is from RefSeq and is a predicted model, not a curated record.